AUGGAGUCAAUUAGGGAAAAGUACCGAGAUCACGAACAAACGGUUGAGUAUCUCGAUUCAUUCUAUAUGAGAUACUGUCCGUCAGAUAAAGUGCUAGAUGUUAAGGAUUAUAUCCAGGAUUUGACUGAUCAAAAGAAUUUGUGGGAUCACAUUUCACUUAAUGAAACACAGUCCCCGAAUUAUUUUGCCUACCAUAGAACAUCAAUGGAAAUAUCAGUGCGCGUGUACAAGUACAACAAGUCUCAGACUUUCUACAAUGUUUUUGAAAAUAGAAUCCAAGCGUCAAUUGAUGGGAUCGAUGUGGAGAAUGUCGCGCAA
Molecule: messenger RNA, 318 nt
Organism: Acaulospora morrowiae
Lineage: Eukaryota; Fungi; Glomeromycota; Glomeromycetes; Diversisporales; Acaulosporaceae
Source: the annotation of a GenBank genome assembly